This is a messenger RNA of Amphimedon queenslandica, 1582 nucleotides long. RefSeq lists its product as uncharacterized. The record is from RefSeq and is a predicted model, not a curated record. The transcript has 3 exons. The coding region runs from base 194 to 1432 and encodes 412 amino acids. NCBI's taxonomy places the organism in Eukaryota, Metazoa, Porifera, Demospongiae, Haplosclerida, Niphatidae.
AAUAGAUAAUGACGAAUUUGGUGUAACGUGCAGUAUUAACUCAACGCAAUGGGUAUCAACAUUCAAUGGAACCGCUCGGUACCUCUUUGACAGGAAUUGUGAACACAAACUAGUCUCAUCUUGCAAUUCUUCAAGGAUUGACAUACGUGUCGACUUUUUAAACAGGACCCUAUCAUCCGGCCUCAUAGCAAUCAUGCACGAUGAACAGAAGAUAGUGUUUUCAGCUUAUUCUGUUAUAUCACGGCCUGCCCCAUCUGUUAGCAAUAUCAGCAUAAUUCAACAAGUUGACUCUGUUACAGUAACGCUCAAUAGCGUUGGACUCAGUGUAAACUUCAGUAAAAAUGCAGUCACUGUUGUUGUCUUAGGAAAUGCUUUGAUGAUGCGCUUAAAUGGACUAUGUGGAGCAUUGAAUGGUGACCUUGUCUACUCUGAUUGUCAGAGGACUGCCAAUUUUAUGAAUAGGACUUCCGUUAGUGAGUUCAUUACUAGCCAUUUUGUGGAAGCACCUGAACAGCUUGCUAGACCAAACAGAGAAGAAUGCGGAAUAAUAAGAAAUGAUACUGCCCAAGGUGAUCCACUCUUCACUGUUCCUAUUUUAUAUACAAGAGUAGCUAACCUAACUGGCCCACUGCAUCUCUGCUAUGAAAUACACGGCAGGCCUGAUGCUUACUUCAACUACAUCUCAGACGAUUGCACAUCCGUCACAGCUCAUUACGUUCAAUCAACAAAUGCUCCAAUUUAUAACAUCAUUGAUAGCAUUUCAAUUGUAGCCAUUGAUUCCGCAGAUCAUUGUCAUCAAAUACAAGUCAAUAGUAAUGGCUGUACUGCAACUUAUGAUGGUGUAUCCAUUACACGUAAUAGUCCAGGGCCUGGUUCUAAUGAUAUAAGGUCUCCUUUUAGUCAUCGUGGAAUUAGCAUAAGGAGGUAUAGUGACAGGGUCAGGAUCAAAGUCCCCAAUUGUGCUGAUGUUAGUCUGGUUAUGUGGGUUGUCUGUGAGACUGUGAACAUUAGCGAUCCAUACACUGGAGUUAAUCUGGGCCCUGUGACUAUGAUAAAAUUCAUAAUAUCCCGGGGGUUCAAUCUUCAUGAAUAUUCACAUGGUUUGAUAGGUCAGUUUUGGAAUAUUCCAAUUAAUGUAUCGAGUUUCAAUGGAGUGUCUACAUACCCUCCAAGAUUUAAUGACCUACUCUACACAGUCUUCAUCAAUCAUCCAGUGGAUCCUCAACGCCAGUUUGUUGGACUACUCUACAGAUCUUGGACACAGCGUGGAACUAGUUGCUUGCAUGUUGGCAACAAGCAAGCUGGAAAAAUCCGCGAAAUCGAGUCUCCAAACGACCCCGUCAUUAGAGGGACCUACACUGAUUAUGAAGUUUCUGGACCUUUUGAUACUCAGUUUGUGUAUUCGGUGUUUAAAAGGAGCGACAGUUGUUGAGUAGUAGAUGAGUGAUAUCUGGAAUUAAUGAUCAUUGUUUCUUUAUUUCGUCGUUUUAUUAGUAUAGUGAUUUUUAUUCUUUUUUGUUUCUUUGUCUUUUAGCUAAAAGUAUUGAUAAUAAAAUUUAGUCUGUUAAAUAGAAGACACUAC